AUUGACAUCUUUCCGGUUUGAACAUGCUACUUUACAAUCAUACAAUGUAAUCAGUGUUAACAAGGAAUUAAAUAUCAAUAUCAAAGUCCACAUAUCCAAUAUCAAUAGCAAAAUAUUAAGAGACAAGUUGAGGAUUAAGAUUUCAAGGUAAAACUAGACAGUCUCAGGAAAGAAAGCAUCAAAAAAGUUUUCAUCAUCUACAACAUCCAUGGCAUCAGAUGAAGAUCUUCAAAUUUACUGCCAGCCUUGUGACAAGAAAGGAACUAGACAUCCUACCCAUGGUUACUGUACUGACUGCAAGGAGCACCUUUGCGAGACAUGCUUUCAAGCCCAUAAAAUAAACAAGUUUACCAAAAGGCAUACAUUUCUGGAUGCAACAAGUAUGGCUAAAGUUUUGCAGCAACUCUCAACACCCACCCACACAGGCCAGUCUGAUGUCCUGACCUCACCAUGCCAUAAACAUCCACAAGAAAUGAUCAAAUUCUACUGCAAUGAUCAUACAGAAUUACUCUGCAGUGUUUGUGUUACCCUUGAGCAUCAAGUUACAUCCUGCAAAGUCAACUAUAUACCAGACAUUUCUGGUGAUAUAAUAGACAGCAAAGAAUAUCAAGUUAUCUUGAAUGCAGUAAAUACCACUUCUGACAAAUUUCAACAGAUAUUUAAAGAUGUUAAGGACAUGACACACAAAUCAAACAGCUCUCUCAAAGAUGCAUUAAUUGACAUUAAAAAGUUCCGCCAAGAAAUCAACCAAAGACUAGAUGAACUGGAGAGACAGGUUGAAGAUGCAGCUAAAGUCAUAAAACAAGAAAACAAAAAACAUCUAAAAGCAGCAGAAGAAAUAUGUGAAGAUAUAACCAAAUCUUUGAAGAAAUCAUCAGACAAAAUCAAACAACUUAACACAACAAAACAAGCUGAAAAACUCUUCAUUGAUUUAAAACUUGCAGAGAAAACAAUCAAAGAUAUGGAGGAAAAACUACAAACCUGUCAUCAUUUGAUAUCAAAGAGCACAACUUUCAAUCAAAUGAUGUCUAGACACUUUUCAUGUCAAGGAGAAAUUUGUGUGAUGGCAUCAAAAGAUAAAAUAACAUGCUAUAUAACAGGAAUGACUCUGCUGACUCCUGAUCUUCUUAUCAUCACUGACUACUUUAACAAUGCUGUAAAGAUGGUGGACACCAGCAGUCAAUCUGUGUCUGAUCAACUACAACUAGAUGCUGGACCACAGGAUAUCACUAGAUUCACCAGUUCUGAACUUGCUGUCAUACUUCCAGACAUACAAACAAUACAAUUUAUAUCAAUCUCAUCAAACAAACUCAUAAAGAAGCACACUAUAAAGGUUGGUGGAGAAUGUCGUAGUAUAAGCUGUUACCAAGGUAAACUUGUUGUGUCAUUACGAUCUCCUGCAAAACUUCAGAUCCUUGAUAUGAAUGGCACUAUACUGACAACAAUUGAUGGAAAAAAUAUUUUCAAAGAUCCAUGGUAUAUCACAUGUAACAGAAGUUCUAUCUAUGUAUCUGACUGUGACAUGAAGACAAUAACAAAAUUAAACUGGCAAGGUGAAGUGAUUGGUAGUUAUAGUGGUAUGGGUUACCCUACAGGAAUGUCACUGUCAGAUGAUGGUACUGUCUUUGUGUGUGAUAAUGGAAACUGUGUUAUAGAAGAGAUAUCAGGAAACUGUUCUACAGGAAAGGUGGUGCUGCAGGAUCUGAAAAGACCAUGGGCUAACAUGGCGGUCUCAGGAAAGAAAGCAUCAAAACAAUUCUCGUCAUCAACAACAUCCAUGGCAUCAGAUGAAGAUCUUCAAGUUUACUGCCAGCCUUGUGACGAGGAAGGAACUAGACUCCCUGCCCAUGGUUACUGUACUGACUGCAAGGAACACCUUUGCAUGACAUGCUUUAAAGCACAUAAGAUAAACAAGUUUACCAAAAAGCACACACUUCUUGAUGCAACAAGUAUGCCUAAAGUUUUGCAGCAACCCUCAACAUCCAUUCACACAGGCCUGUCUGAUGAUUUGACUAUGCCGUGUCCUAAACAUCCAAAAGAAAUGAUCAAGUUUUACUGUAAUGAUCAUACAGAAUUUCUCUGUUGUGUUUGUGUUACCCUUGAACAUCAAGCUACUUCCUGCAAAGUCAACUAUAUACCAGACAUUUCUGGUGAUAUCAUAGACAGCAAAGAAUAUCAAGUUAUCUUGAAUACAUUAAAUACCACUUCUGACAAAUUUCAACAGAUACUAAAAGAUGUCAAGGACAUGACACACAAAUCAAACAGCUCUCUUAAAGAUGCAUUAGUUGACAUUAAAAUGUUUCGGCAAGAAAUCAACCAACGACUAGAUGAACUUGAGAGACAGGCUGAAGAUGCAGCGAAAGUCAUAGAACAAGAAAAUAACAAACAUCUGAAAGCAGCAGAAACAACAUGUGAGGAAGUUACCAAAUCUCUUAAAAUAUCAUCAGACAAAAUCAAACAACUCAACACAACAAAACAAGCUGACAAACUCUUCAUUGAUUUAAAACUUUCACAGGAGACAAUCAAGGAUAUGGAUGAAAAACUACUAAAACUGUCAUCAUUUGAUAUCAAAGAGCACAACUUUCAAUCAAAUGAUGUAAUAUUAAAUUUGAUUAAAACAGAGAAGUCACUGGGUACAUUGACACAGAAAACUUUAAAUAAAGAAUGUCAACCUGUACAAAUAAAGUCUAGACAAUCUUCAUAUGAGGGAAAAAUCUGUGUGAAGACAUCAAAAGAUAAAAACACAUGCUGGAUAACAGGAAUGACUCUGCUGACUCCUGAUCUUCUUAUCAUCACUGACUGCAAUAACAAUGCUGUAAAGAUGGUGGAUACCAGCAGUCAAUCUGUGUCUGAUCAACUACAACUAGAUGACAGAUCAUGGGAUAUCACAAGAGUAACCAGUACUGAACUUGCUGUCACACUUCCUAACAAACAAACAAUACAAUUUAUAUCAAUCUCAUCAAACAAACUCAUAAAGAGGCACACUAUAAAGGUUGGUGGAGAAUGUCGUGGUAUAGUCUGUUACCAAGGUAAUCUUGUUGUGUCAUUUUGUAACCCUACAAAACUUCAGACCCUUGAUAUGAAUGACACUAUACUAACAACAAUUGAUGGAAAAAAUAUAUUCAAAGAUCCAUGGUAUAUCAUAUGUAACAGAAGUUCCAUCUAUGUAUCUGACUGUAAAAAGAAGACAGUAACAAGAUUAAACUGGCAGGGUGAUGUGAUAGGUAGUUAUAGUGGUAUGAGUUACCCUACAGGAAUGUCACUGUCAGAUGAUGGUACUGUCUUUGUGUGUGACUGGGAGAGAGGUGUUAUAGAAGAGAUAUCAGGAGAUUGUUCUACAGGAAAGGUGAUGCUGCAGAAUCUAAAAAGACCAUGGGCUGUAUGUUUGUGUAGAGAAACAAAGAAGCUGUAUUAUAGCUGUUAUACUUUGGGUGAAAAAUAUGGCAACUACCUUCACAUCUAUAACCUGGCAUAGACUUGAGACUAAGUUAAUUAAACAAUGUCAGUAGUUCUUAAAUUCAUCAUUCAUUCUUCUAAAACUGGUCUAAAUGUGAAAGCAUGAUGAAAACUUAGCAAGAUACUUUUAUGCUGGAAUUUUUUUUCAUCUUUAAAUGUUUAGUAAAAUCUUAUGUUAUAUGGAUGAAUGAUUUAAUCUAUCCAUUUGUUGUAUAAGUCUUAUAAAUGGUUUGGUGAGAAACUAGGAGACUUCAAUGGUGAUGCUGAGAAUACACUGAAUAACAAAGGAACAUAAUGCAGUUAUAAGGCUAAUGACCAAUAUCUGUUAAAAUGGGUCAUAACUCCUAAAAAUAUUCCUUUCUAGUUAAGGUUGAUGUUGAAUUUUUCAUAGCCUUUAAAUCAUUAUAAACUAAGAUUAAUAAUUUUCUAUAUUUCUAUUUUAUAUAACAAUAUGAUUUCUGGUGAGUUUUUUUAUUUAUUUAUUUUUUUCAUUUUUUUUAUUUUAUGUUAUCUGUCCUGUUUCUACUCAUAUUUUGUACUAUAAGCAUUUGUAACAGUUACAAUUAUUCAGAUUACAUCAAUAAAAGUCA
Messenger RNA from Ruditapes philippinarum (Manila clam), 4046 nucleotides. RefSeq lists its product as uncharacterized. The record is from RefSeq and is a predicted model, not a curated record. Gene Ontology annotation, molecular function: zinc ion binding. Bases 209 to 3475 code for a protein of 1088 amino acids. NCBI's taxonomy places the organism in Eukaryota, Metazoa, Mollusca, Bivalvia, Venerida, Veneridae. The transcript has 4 exons.